AUGUGUCUUCCCACAGGCAGCGGGAAAACGGUUAUUUUUGCAAACUUAAUUCCUACGAUACCUUCUCCUAAUCCACAGGCAUCAAAGGUACUUGUUUUGGCUCACAGAAUAGAGCUUAUAGAACAAGCAAAAGAUCAGAUCCUGCGAUACAACCCUGACUUGACUGUGGAUGUUGAGCAGGGACAUCAGGAGAGUCUUUCUCUAAACCCAAAUGUAGUGGUUGCAUCAAUCCCAAGCUUGACCAGUACAAAUAAACAAGGCACCAAAGGACAUCGCUUGCAAAAGCUCAAUCCAAAGGAAUUCAAGGCCAUCAUUGUGGAUGAGGCUCACCAUGGCGUCUCUCAAAGCUACAAAACUAUUUUUGACUACUUUGGUGUGCUCAACAAGAGUUCAACUACGCUAUUAUGGGGUUGUACAGCUACGCCGGCAAGAGCAGAUAGACAAUCAUUGACGUCAAUUUUUGGCCCUGUACUCUACAGCGUCAAUAUGAUGGAGCUUAUCAAUAAUGGAUUCUUGAGCGACUUGCAGAUUGUCACGGCCAAAACAAACGAGCAAUUGGAGGUGAAUGCCUACUGCAAGUUCGUUGUUGACAAAUGGAAACAAUUUGCACUGCCUCAAAAUAGAAAAUCAACGCUUGUGUUUGUCAAGAAGCUACAAGAUAUUCCAAUCCUCUGUAAGGCGUUCAACAAUGCUGGCUUCAACAGCAUCGACUCUAUUACCCAAAGCACUGAGCAAGCCAAGCGAGAAAUGGUGAUGGAUGAUUUUAAGAAUGGAACCUUAUCCAUCCUGGUAGAUUGUAUUCUUUUGGCCAGGAAGACCAAAUCGCCAGCUUUUCUGUAUCAAAUGAUCGGUAGAGGCUCUCGAUUGCAUCCAGAAAAAUCAGAUUGCUUGGUCAUUGAUUAUCAGACGAACUUUGAGAGAUUGAUUUAUAGCAUCUUUGAUAGUGGAGACGACUCGGAAGAGCUGCAAACCAGUUGGCUCUCAAAGAGGCAGUUGAGCAUGUGGAAAGCCAAAGUAGAUUCAGGAACCGAGCAUUAUGACGAAAAUGAUAUACAAAUAUCUCAGUACAGUAGCAUACAGGAAAUGAUCCAAACAGGUUUUGUUGCCGAGCAUAAAGUCGAGCGAAAAGACGAGCUUAAUGUCCAUGAAUCGACAGACCCCGUACCUUCUGCCGCUACAUCGCUGUAUAAUGUUAUUAAUGAUUGUAUUGAAGCUCUAAGUAACAUUCGCCUACGGUAA
Molecule: messenger RNA, 1239 nt
Organism: Mucor velutinosus
Lineage: Eukaryota; Fungi; Mucoromycota; Mucoromycetes; Mucorales; Mucoraceae
Exons: 7
Coding region: 1-1239 (412 amino acids)
Molecular function (GO): DNA binding; ATP binding; hydrolase activity
Source: RefSeq, a predicted model, not a curated record